GUUUUUGUUGUUGAAUUCUAAGUUACAAGUCGUUUAGGCUCUCUUUCUCGUUUCCCUUUCUCUCUCAUAACUCAUUCUCUCCCUCUCUCUCUCUUUCACCAUUUUCCUCUGCAACUUUCUGUCCGUACAAAUGGCGAAUUGAUCCAUCCAAGGCCAUUUAAUAGUUUUCCAGGAAGAGAGUAAUAUCAAACCGUUACAUUUCAGAUACAAUACCCAUUCUUUUCAAUACCUUAAUGGACAAAAUGCUUGUGCCGCCGUGGCUCGAGCCAUUGCUAACGACGUCGUUUUUCACUGUUUGCCGCACUCACGGCGACGCCGCCAGAAGCGAAUGUAACAUGUACUGUCUGGAUUGCAACAACGGCGGCGGCGGCGGAGGCGGAGGCGGAGGCGGCGCCACUGCGUUUUGCUUCUACUGCCGCUCCUCCCGGCAUAAAGAUCAUCAAGUCAUUCAGAUUAGGCGAUCUUCGUAUCACGAUGUGGUGAGAGUGUCUGAGAUUCAGAAAGUGUUGGAUAUAAGUGGGGUUCAGACGUAUGUGAUAAACAGUGCGAGGGUUUUGUUCCUCAACGAGAGACCCCAGCCUAAGACCGGUAAGGGCGUCGCUCACAUUUGUGAAAUCUGUGGGAGGAGCCUACUGGACCCGUUUCGAUUUUGUUCACUUGGUUGCAAGCUUGUGGGAAUAAAGAGAAAUGGUGAUGCAAACUUUACUUUAGAGGGAAAGAAUGAAGAGGAAAUGGGAAGAAGAGAAGGGAUAUCGUCAAGAAGAGGGUUAUUAAGGGAAGAAGAUGAGUUGCGUGAAGGCUCACAUCAAGACAUUUAUCCCCCCACGCCUUCUCCACCUCCUUCUAGUGCAAGAAGAAGAAAAGGCAUACCUCAUAGGGCUCCAUUUGGGUCCUAAUUAUUCAUUCCUUUCAACCUUAUUAUAUAAAAUUUAUAUAAAUAUAAAUAUAUAUUUUUUUAAUUUCAAGAAAAAAGAAAGAGGAAAAAAAAAUACCUCACCACCCCCACCAUUUCGGUGUCUUUGUCCUAAAAAGCAAGCCAAGAAACAAAAGGGUAUGGAAGAAAGUUCUUCCUUUUAGGUUUUGGGUCCCAUAAUUCAACAAAAUUCUCUCUUGUGAAGGAUGCAAUAAUGGAGAAUUGUUAUUGAUAAUUGCAAGGUGUACAUGUCAUUAAGAAAUUAAAAAGCAAGUCUUUGUGGA
Molecule: messenger RNA, 1197 nt
Organism: Humulus lupulus (European hop)
Lineage: Eukaryota; Viridiplantae; Streptophyta; Magnoliopsida; Rosales; Cannabaceae
Product: protein RGF1 INDUCIBLE TRANSCRIPTION FACTOR 1-like
Exons: 4
Coding region: 234-896 (220 amino acids)
Source: RefSeq, a predicted model, not a curated record